AUGGAAUAUGCUGAUUUGUUUGUAAUAGGGUUUAAUCUUUGUAUUGCCGGCAUUUAUGGUUAUACUUUAUAUCAAGACAAGCAAAAUCGGGCUCAAAGAGAGGCCUUUUUAUUGAAGCAACAAAAGGAAUUAUUAAAAGAAAUCAAUUUCAGCGAAGAAGACCAAGCAAAAAUAACAAAGAGCAUGAACCAAAUAGCUAGUGAACAGACUACCCAAAUAUUAGGCUUUGCUAAUCCAUUCAGCACUAAUAUUCCCACUUCCCAAAAAGCAGAGAAUUUUAGCCAAUUAGUCCAACAGCAAAUAUUAGAAAAAGAACAAAUCGCUAAAAAGGAACAAGAAAUCCAACAACAAGCUGAAACUUUAAAAAAAGCAGCUGAAAUAGAAAACAAUCUCAAAGAAAUUAGCACUAAUUUAGAAUUCGAAAAAGCCGAAAAGAUACUCAGAAGAGAAGAAAGCGAGCAAGACAAAAAUUUCCUAAAUAGGCUAGAAAGACUACCGAUCCCUUCCGAGGAAGAACAAAUCCUUUUAUCCAAUCUAAACCUAACCUUAGAGCAAUAUAUUGCUAUUUCUUUAAAAACUCCUUAUCUAACUAAACUAGAAGAAGAGUUUAUAAUAGAAAACUAUCCAACCUUAGAUUUACCAGCAAAAUUACAGUUAUUAAGUAGUGGAUUGAAUAAUUUAGGAAUAGAUACUUACGAAAAGAAAGAAAAGUUAAUUGAAUUAAUCUUAACUUGCCAAUCAGAACAACUAUCAUUCGGCUUAAAUGCCAAAGAAAAAGAAGGAAUAUUAAGAUUAUUAAUGAAUACCCUUAAUUUAUCUUCUGAACAAAAGGAAAAUCUAGAACAAAUGGGCAUUAAGUUGACAGAAGAGCAGGCAGAAGAAUUAACUGCCAUUCACCCUGACCAAUUUAAAACUUUUUCUUUAACCGGUCAGCAAAAGAAUAUUCUAAAUAAUUUAGCCCCUUUAAUUAGGGAAGAUAAGUAUUCCGAAUCAAGUUUAACCCUGCUUAAAUCUCUAAACUUAAAGCCCAACAUCCAAAUCUUUUUAGUCCAAGAAGAAAUAAUCCCCGACCCACACACUGCUUUUGGAACUGCUAAGAGUUCUUAUUUACCUUUAAAAGAAAAAUUCCUAUUAGGGGAACAAAGAACUUUACAAAAGGUAAAGGAAGAGGAAGAGAGGGAAUUAAAAGAGGAAAAAAUUAAACAGAAUAAACUAUCUAUUUUAAGAAGUUUAAUGAACUUUGCAGAAAAUAAACCAGAAAUAGAAGAUGAAGAAUUUAGAUUUCACCGAACAACUAGAAAAAGAGUGAAAAAUUAUUUAAGAGAUGAACUAACUCUAACUCCCGAAGAAGUCUUAAAUCAGGGUAAUUUAGAUUAUUUGAGAGAACAAUUCACCAACUCUCAGGAAAAAGGUAAAUCCAGCACUUCUUCUCGUUACGACAAUCUCUUUGCUAAUCUAAACAAAGAAGAAGCCGAAAGAAAGAAAAAGAAACUAGAAAGAGAAGAGGCUCAGAAGAAAUUACAAGAAGCUGAAAGAUUAAGAAGACAGGAAAAGUUAUCCGAAAAAGAUAAAAAGUUAAAAGAAGAUGAAGAAAGAAGAAAACAGGAAAGAGAAUUAGCCGAACAAGAAACCAAAAAGAAAAGACAAGCUGAGGAAGCCCGUAACAAAGCACUUCAAGAAGAACAAGAAGCCUUUUUAACUGAAAAACUUCAUAAUAUUGAAGAAAAAAGAAAAAGAGCCGAACAAGCCUUAGAAAAUCAAAGAAAGGAGAAUGAACUGCAAGAGAAAAAAAAGAAAGACCAAAUUGAGAAGAUGGAAAAGAAAAAUCGGCAAGAACAAGCAAGACUGGCUAAACAGGCUCAAUUAAUCGAAGAAGAAAAGAAAAAAAAACUGGCUGCUAUUGCUUUGGAAGACCAAGAAGAACGACAAAGAAUAGAAAAGAAGAUGAAUGAGGAAAAAGCUAAGGUUGAAGCAGAAAUGAAAGAAAAGCAAAGAUUAGCUGAUGAAGCCUUAGAAAAAGCCAAAAUCCAAGCCGAAAAAGAAAGAAAAGAAAGAGAACAAGAGAUAACCAACUUACAAAGAGCUCAAGAAAAUGCUCGCAAAGAAGCCGAAGAACUUACUAGAUUAGCCCAAAAUAGAGAAAGAAUUCUCCGUGAACAAAAAGGUAGAGAAAAUCAGUUAGAAGCUCAUCGGGAAUAUUUAUGA
Entrophospora candida is the source of this 2205-nucleotide messenger RNA. The record is from the annotation of a GenBank genome assembly. Lineage: Eukaryota; Fungi; Glomeromycota; Glomeromycetes; Entrophosporales; Entrophosporaceae.